AUCGCCCCACUUUCUCAAUUUCAAGCACCUCAUUACACUCUCACAGCCAUGUCUUUCAGACCCGGUAAUUAUACCCUCCAACUGGGCCCCGUCACCGGGGUCGGAGGGAUGUAUGCUACUGGCAACGGUCUGAACAAGAUGGUCAGCACUGCUGCCCGAGUCCCAUCGACUGAGGAGCGUCAAGUUUGGAGUAUCGAACCCGUCGAAGGCAAGGAAGACAUAUACACCAUCAUUCUCCACACGGGUGGCGGCAGCGCCUAUGGAGGAAAUUGGUCCCUGAAGGACAAGUCUCCCGUCCCUCGGGGUCCCGUCUUCACUUUAGAGGAGUUUUCCGAAUGGCGUAUUCAGCGUAUAGAUAACGGUCUUCCCUCAAGCGACCCCGCUAUCACCAUUCAACCAGUCACAGAGGCCACUGGCGCGUCGUGGUUCGUAGCAGUUGAAGCCGACCAGGUUGUGGUUAAACGCUUUCCUCUUGACGUGGAAGAGCCACCCUUCUGGCAGACUGGUGAUUAUUAGGUACACGGGUAGCUGGAACUCAGGAGGGGUAGUUGCCCAGUUUCAUGAACAUUGUGUUGACCUGUUCUAGUAUCAUGUUUCGAAUGCAAUGAUUUCAGUUGUUAAUUGAA
Laccaria bicolor S238N-H82 is the source of this 626-nucleotide messenger RNA. RefSeq lists its product as uncharacterized. Bases 49 to 516 code for a protein of 155 amino acids. The record is from RefSeq and is a predicted model, not a curated record. Gene Ontology annotation, molecular function: cysteine-type endopeptidase inhibitor activity. The transcript has 4 exons. NCBI's taxonomy places the organism in Eukaryota, Fungi, Basidiomycota, Agaricomycetes, Agaricales, Hydnangiaceae.